AUGGCGAACGAAAAUUUCAGAAACAUAACCGAAAACUUCAGAAGCUUUUUUAGUAGAUUAUGUUCCUUAACUCAUCCUCUCCACAGUGCCAGUAAUGUUUCUCACACAGUGGUUCUGCGGCCUCUAAAAGCUGGAUACUUCAACUUCACCUCUGCUUCUGUUAGUUACCUGGCCCAGGAGGGUGGACAGGUUGUGGUUGGUUACACAAGUGCUCCGGGUCAGGGAGGCAUCCUCGCCCAGAGAGAGUUUGACAGACGCUUUUCUCCACAUUACCUGGACUGGGCAGCUUUUGGUGUCAUGACCCUUCCCUCCAUUGGCAUUCCUCUGCUCCUUUGGUACUCCAGCAAGAGGAAGUACGACUCACCGAAGAGCAAAAAGAACUGAGUUAUCUAAUACCAGACAAAAACAGAUUAGGGAUCAUUGUGUGAAUGGGUGGGUGUUAAGUGAAUUAUGGUGCAGUUGAGAAUGUUGUUUUUGAAUAAAUUAAUUACCCAUAUUGGGGUAAAUGGUCAAUGAUUUAAUCUGUUUUUAAGUGGUGUUGAUCUUCAUCAGAAAAUUUGUUUGAGGGAUAAGCAUCAAAUAGGUGGUUAACCAACUGCUUUUGAUAUUUAAAGUGGCCAUUCCAUGGUGGCUUCAGGUACACAUCUUAUUUUUUGGUGUGUUUUUUUUGUAAUGAUUCUCAAAUGCUAAACAGAACUGCACAGUCCUUCAUGACCAAUGUGGGGCUUGUUUGUGGAAAUAAAAGGGUUUUACAGA
Sinocyclocheilus grahami is the source of this 756-nucleotide messenger RNA. Its product is annotated as translocon-associated protein subunit beta-like. The coding region runs from base 1 to 384 and encodes 127 amino acids. Gene Ontology annotation, cellular component: endoplasmic reticulum. The record is from RefSeq and is a predicted model, not a curated record. The transcript has 4 exons. NCBI's taxonomy places the organism in Eukaryota, Metazoa, Chordata, Actinopteri, Cypriniformes, Cyprinidae.